Messenger RNA from Alternaria alternata, 1518 nucleotides. Its product is annotated as MFS general substrate transporter. Lineage: Eukaryota; Fungi; Ascomycota; Dothideomycetes; Pleosporales; Pleosporaceae. Gene Ontology annotation, biological process: transmembrane transport. Gene Ontology annotation, molecular function: transmembrane transporter activity. The record is from RefSeq and is a predicted model, not a curated record. Bases 1 to 1518 code for a protein of 505 amino acids. The transcript has 4 exons.
AUGGAGAGCCCACCCACCUCACUCGUGUCUGAGAAAGAGAGGCAGGUAAGUGUAGUCGACUGGCAUGGUAAUGACGAUGCGGCAAACCCCAGAAACUUCGCCUCAUGGAAGAAGACUAUCAACAUCGCCUGUAUAUUCUUCAUGUCUUUUGUCUCGCCAUUCACGUCUUCUGUGGUCGCCCCAGCGAUUCCAGAGAUCAUGAAAGACUUCAGAUCCACCGACGCUUACCUGUCCGCCUUCGUCCUGAGUAUCUACGUCCUAGGCUACGCUUUUGGACCACUCCUCAUUAGCCCCCUCUCCGAGCAGUAUGGCCGACUGCCUUUGUACCACCUGUGCAACGUGCUCUUCACCAUAUGCACUUUGGCCUGCGGGCGCGCAAACUCACUUGGUGUCUUGGCUGUUUUCCGGUUCUUUGCUGGUGUGGGCGGAAGUAGUGUAUUCGCUCUUGCACCAUCAAGCCUCGGAGACCUCAUGGUGAAAGAGAAGCGGGGAGGCGUCAUGGCAUUGAUAGGUCUGGCAUAUAACCUUGGUCCAGCAAUUAGUCCUACAGCAGGCAGCUACCUCAAUGCUGCGAAAGGAUGGCGAUGGAUCUUCUAUCUCACUGCUAUCCUUGGUGGGAUAGGUACAGUCCUUAGUAUGCUAUGUUUGUCGGAAACCUACGAGCCGGUUCUACUUCGGCGGAAAGCAGUGCGACUGCGGAAAGAGACUGGGAAUAAGAACCUGCGAGUAAGAUCUGAUGCGGACAUUGCAGAAGAUAAGCUGGAAGCUUUUCGCAGUGCGAUGCUUAUGCCGCUCCGCAUGCUAUUCUUGUCACGUCCGAUCUUCUUUACCUCACUCCUUACUGCUAUCGGUUACGGAUACAUCUAUGUCCUGUACACGACCCUCCCAACCACGUUUGUCGAAACAUACAAGUGGGCGCCGAAAAGUCUGGGCCUCGCCUAUCUGGGCACUGCAGUCGGCAACCUCAUUGGUAUGCUUGGGGGCGCUGCGAUUAGCGAUGGCAUUGUCAAGCGAAGAGCACUGAAAGGUGACACACGACCGGAGAACCGAUUGCUACCUAUGGUAUUUUGGUGGCCGCUUGUGAGCAUCGGUUUGUUCAUAUAUGCUUGGACUGCGCAACAUGGGAUGCACUGGAUCGUGCCGCUGAUUGGAACAGCGAUUUUUGGUGCUGGGGCUAUGAGCGCUAUCUUCUUUACAGGUACAUACAUUCUCGACGCCUACCCGCUGCAUUCUGCAUCUGGCAUGGCUGCCUGUUCUGUCAUGCGUUCGCUUGUCGGUGGUCUUGCGCCUCUUUUCUCGCAUAAGAUGUACCAAAAGCUUGAUGUGGGCUGGUCAUUCUCGUUACUUGCGCUCAUUGCCCUUGCAUUCACGCCGGUACCAUGGGUGUUCUAUACUUUUGGCGAAAAGUGGCGUGCUAGAGAGCGUUAUGGUGGGCAGGCUGAGGUUGAUGGAUUGAGUACAGAGCAGAGCAGUACGCUGGAUGUGGCGUUGGAAGCAGAGGGUAGGGCGCAUGGGUGA